Dicrocoelium dendriticum is the source of this 338-nucleotide messenger RNA. The record is from the annotation of a GenBank genome assembly. NCBI's taxonomy places the organism in Eukaryota, Metazoa, Platyhelminthes, Trematoda, Plagiorchiida, Dicrocoeliidae.
CGGAAGAGCAAUGUGGAUUCCGUUCGGGUCGCAGCACUAUAGAUAUGGUGUUUGCGGCUCGUCAGUUGCAGGAGAAGUGCAGAGAACGACACCAGCCAUUGUACUCACUUUUUGUUGAUUUCACCAAAGCAUUUGAUACGGUGAACCGCGAGGCAUUGUGGCUGGUGUUGGGUAAGUUUGGUUGCCCGCGUAAGUUUGUAAGUUUAAUUGAAUGUCUGCACAGUGGUAUGCGAGCGAGGGUGCAGCUGAGUGGAGAGACCUCGGAUGACUUUGCAGUUGUCUCUGGUGUGAAGCAAAGCUGUGUCUUAGCUCCUGCCCUGUUUAAUAUAUAUCUUCAU